AUGGCGACUCUUACUUUCUCAACUUCAUCUCUUCACACCAAAACCCUAACAAGAAAAUCCGUAGAACAUUUCCCCUGUAAAACCCUAAUACACCUUCCGAAGUCCCCCAAUUUUGAAUCUCUGAGCUCUGUCAUCAAAAGGAAAACGUUAAUCGGUCCUCCGAUCAGAUCCACUACGACCACCAUCUCCGAGAGUUUAUCUACCACAACCGCCCCACAGACCCUCAAAUCUCGGCUCAAAAAUGGCGAGACUUUGUACGGUCUCUUCCUGCUCUCCUUCUCGCCUACACUUGCUGAGAUCGCCGGUCUCUCCGGCUACGACUUCGUUGUCGUCGACAUGGAACACGGUCCAGGCGGCAUCUCUCAAGCUCUCUCGUGUCUCCAUGCCCUCGCCGCAGCUCGUACUCCGGCGAUCCUUCGUUUACCUGACUCAGACGCAGCAUGGGCUAAGAAAGCUCUCGAUCUUGGACCUCAGGGUAUCAUGUUCCCCAUGAUUGAGAGCCAGAAAAUGGCUAAAAGAGCCGUCUCCUAUUGUAAGUUCCCACCAAACGGAGUCCGUGGCUCUGCUCAUACAAUCGUUCGGGCCUCCGAUUACGGAAUCGACAAUGGGUAUCUAAGCAAUUACGAAGAAGAGCUUCUGAUCAUGUGUCAGGUGGAAUCGGAAGAGGGAGUGAAGAAGAUUGAUGAGAUUGCAAGUGUUGAUGGAGUUGACUGCGUGCAGAUGGGACCGUUGGAUCUGAGUGCGAGUAUGGGGUAUCUAUGGGACCCUGGGAAUAAGAAAGUAAAGGAGAUGAUGAAGACGGCGGAGAAGGGAGUGCUGAAGAAGACGGGGAAAAGUGGUGGUGGUGGUGGUGGUGGAGCUUAUCUUUCUGGUUUUGCAAUGCCGCACGACACGCCGGAGGAUCUGAGGUCACGCGGAUAUCACAUGAUUUCAGGGGCAGUUGAUAUAGGGUUGUUCAGGAGUGCGUGUGUGGAAGAUGUGAAGAAGUUCAAGAUGAAAUCGGCUGAUUCUGAUUCUGAUGUCGACGGUAUCGAAAUUGCUAAAGAUGGUGAUGAGAAGUACUGGAGUGAAUGA
Molecule: messenger RNA, 1074 nt
Organism: Lactuca saligna
Lineage: Eukaryota; Viridiplantae; Streptophyta; Magnoliopsida; Asterales; Asteraceae
Source: the annotation of a GenBank genome assembly